Molecule: messenger RNA, 1290 nt
Organism: Girardinichthys multiradiatus
Lineage: Eukaryota; Metazoa; Chordata; Actinopteri; Cyprinodontiformes; Goodeidae
Gene: vps26c
Product: VPS26 endosomal protein sorting factor C
Exons: 8
Coding region: 162-1055 (297 amino acids)
Biological process (GO): intracellular protein transport
Cellular component (GO): endosome
Source: RefSeq, a predicted model, not a curated record
UAUUUUGAAAGACUCACUCGGAUACUGAUUUGUUGUUUUUAUUCAUAGAUCAGAAGGAAGACAAUCAAAUGUAAAGCUAUUGCAUUUGGUUGGUUUGCUGAAAUUAACAGUAGGAGUUUGUGGUCAUUUAACUGUUAUUUCUCGGCCUGGUCAGCUCAGAGAUGAGCGUCACUCUGGAUAUUAAGCUAAAAAGAGCCAACAAAGUGUAUCAUGAGGGGGAAACUGUUGCUGGUGUCAUCACGCUGUCAUGCAAAGAGGCGAUGCAGCACCACGGCAUAUCUCUCAGCAUGGAGGGAAUCGUCAACCUCCAGCUCAGCUCCAAGAGUGUCGGCGUCUUCGAGGCCUUCUACAACUCUGUCAAGCCAAUCCAGCUGAUCAGCAACAACAUCGAGGUGGCCAAGGCAGGGAAAAUCCCCGGAGGGAAGACGGAGAUCCCGUUUGAGUUUCCUCUGAACACGAAAGGCAACAAAGUGCUGUAUGAGACCUACCAUGGAGUCUUUGUUAAUAUUCAGUACACCCUCCGCUGUGACCUGAAGCGCUCCCUGCUGGCCAAAGACCUGAGCAGGAACUGUGAGUUCAUGGUGCACUGUCAGCCACAGAAGGCAAAAGUUGUCCCUACGCCGGUCAAAUUCUCCAUCACUCCCGAAUCUCUGCAGAACACCCGUGAGAAGAGUCUGCUGCCAAGAUUUCUAAUCAGGGGACAUUUAGAUGCCACCAGCUGUGUGAUCAGUCAGCCCCUGACUGGUGAGGUGGUGGUGGAGAAGUCAGAGGUCCCAGUCAAGAGCAUCGAACUGCAGCUUGUUCGAGUGGAAACCUGCGGCUGCGCCGAAGGAUACGCCCGAGACGCCACAGAGAUCCAGAACAUCCAGAUAGCAGAAGGAGACGUCUGCCACGGCCUCCCGAUCCCCAUCUACAUGGUCUUCCCCCGGCUGUUCACCUGCCCCACGCUGGAGACCACCAACUUCAAAGUGGAGUUUGAAAUCAACAUCGUCAUCGUCCUUCAUGAUGAUCACCUGAUCACAGAGAACUUCCCUCUGAAGCUCUGCAGAGUCUGAACGUCUCUAACUUCCAGCGAAAACACAAAAGGGCCACCAUGUAAAUACGAAAGUCCUCCGAAGCUUUUAGGUGUAAUUGAUCAUUUUACACGUGAGAAUGCAAUGAACAAUGGACAGUUUAAAAAAGCCAGCUGUGCUCAUCUGCUGAAUGUAUGAAUACAUGUGAAGUUUCAGGAAGAUAAAGAAAUGCAAACAGUGAAUGAAAGCCGUGAAAUAAAGUAUGUGAUAGAUUUCA